Molecule: messenger RNA, 342 nt
Organism: Staurois parvus
Lineage: Eukaryota; Metazoa; Chordata; Amphibia; Anura; Ranidae
Source: the annotation of a GenBank genome assembly
GAGUCUGUCAUGCUGCUGCCAGGCCCCUAAUCUGCCAUGGGCCCCUAUAUACCGCCUCCUCAUGCUGCUGCCAAGUCCAGAGUCUGUCAUGGUCCCUGUACGGCCUCCCAUUGCUGCUGUCUCCAUCGCCACACACUCUGCUGCCAUGUGCCACUUUCAGGUCUCUUCACACUGCUGGUGUGUUAAAUUUUUUGACAUAGGGUGCAGGCAGAUUACGGGCCUCACAUAGCUGCUGCCAGGCCCCUAAAUCUGCCAUGGGCCCCUAUAUACCGCCUCCUCUGCAUGCUGCUGCCAAGUCAGAGUCUGUCAUGGUCCCUGUACGGCCUCCCAUUGCUGCUGUCU